Phymastichus coffea is the source of this 1902-nucleotide messenger RNA. It is a transcript of the gene Mpv17, whose product is annotated as protein Mpv17. Lineage: Eukaryota; Metazoa; Arthropoda; Insecta; Hymenoptera; Eulophidae. The record is from RefSeq and is a predicted model, not a curated record. Gene Ontology annotation, cellular component: cytoplasm; membrane. The coding region runs from base 1283 to 1879 and encodes 198 amino acids. The transcript has 5 exons.
UGAACAUUAAUUAAUACUUAACCGAUACUAUUAUCUUAUAUCUGUUCUUAAUAUUCAUUCACUAUGACUUCAUAAUUCAAAGCUUUUUAUUUAAAGUUAAUUGUUCUUUAAUUAUAAAUGUGUCUAUAGAAAAUUCUUAAGGUGUAUUUUGUUGUAUUUUUGAAAUUAUAAUAUAUUUAUUGUAACAGGUUCGGAAGAUAUUUUUGAAAAAUAUUUUAUAAUUUCAUUAAUUUUUUUUUAUAACCAAGUACAAAUAGAUACUUUGUAUUUAUAACAAAUAUUUAAAGAUUGUUAUAUGUAUAACAUAAUGAUAAAAGGGUCCAGGAAAAAGUACUACUUUCAAUUUAAAACUACAAUCACAAUUAUAUUGGAUAUAAAUUAUUUUAUAUAAAAGAUGUCGAAAAAUAUUGAUAUUGAAGCUAUAAUUUUAAAAGUAUAACUACAUUUGGAUGUUUCAAUUAUACUGUCAAUACUACUGAAAUAAAUUGUAAAACUGCAUUAAUUCAUAAAUAUCCAUGCAAUAUGAAAAAUAUUAUAUGUAUCAUAACAAAAAUUUAACAUAUUUUUUAAGAUUAAUGAUUAAUUUUGCACUAAUAUUGUGAAAAAUGCAUUUGUGAAAAGAUUAAUAAAAUCAAUUUUAUCAGAAGAUUGUUGUUGCUAACUAAGCUAUUUAAGCGAAGUACAAUUCAAUUACCAAAUUCAUUUUCAACAACAAUAAAUACAAUCUUUCAAUGAUAUUUCAAAUGCAAUAAAUUUUUGGAACAUUGCUUUUUGAAAUAUAAUAAAAUCGAUUUUUACCUUUAACUAACAUUUUUUACUGAAUCCAUUCUAAUUAAUGCUUAUGCGGCUAUAAUCGCGCAUUCGCUAUAUAGUAGCUGACUGGUUCAUUAUAGGAAAUAUUUAAAAAAUGUACUCAGUAGACUAAUUAAAAGAACCCGGUGAUCAAAUCAGAUGAUAUCGUUGAGUCGGAAAAAUGCGGAUGUGCAGUGUGCACUCUGCAUAUGUAAAAUUUUGAGGUACUGAAAUGUUUUACUUGCAAACAAAAUGUAUCUGGAAAAGUUCAACAAUUAAUGACGAAAAAAAUAUUGAAUUAUAGAUGGGUACUCACUGUGAAUUAAUAAUUAUUUUCUCAAUUAUGGUUUUCACCUCUAUGUAUAGGUAAUUGAGCUUAAUAUAACAGGAUAGAGAAAUUUUUUAUAACCAAAAACUCUAGAAAAUAUAUCUUGUAGAAGAUAUAUCUUAAAUUUGUAAUUUAUGUGUCGAAAAGUUAAUAUAACCAAUUAUGAGUCAACUAUUUAAAGUAUACAAAAAGUUACUCAUUAGAUAUCCUCUUAGAAUGCAAGCUUUACAAGCUGGUGCACUUAUGGGACUUGGUGAUCAAUUAGCACAAAAUGUAAUAGAAAAACAACCGAUAAAAAAUGUAGAUUUCAGAAGGACAGCACAAUUUGUUGCUAUUGGCUUUUGCAUUGCGGGCCCUGCUACAAGAACUUGGUAUGGAAUAUUGGAUAAAUAUUUUGGGUCUAAAGGCGCCUUAGUUGUUCUAAAAAAAGUUUCAUGUGAUCAAUUACUUUUUGCACCAGCAUUUAUAAUUGUACUGUUGAGUACAAUUGGUCUAUCACAAGGAAAUAGUAUUGAGAGUGUUAAAUCAAAAUUAGAGGAUGAUUAUAUAAAUGUAUUAAUAAAUAAUUACAAGUUAUGGCCCAUGGUCCAAAUAGUCAAUUUCUAUCUUAUUCCCUUGAAUUACCAAGUGCUAGUAGUACAAUCAGUUGCAGUUUUAUGGAAUACAUAUAUUUCGUAUAUAACUAAUAAAGGAAAUAUAUUGAAUAUCAACAAUUGUACAAGACUUUUUACAAGCCAAUGGUAUUCAGUACAUUUAUAAAAAUUUCUCAGCUCUUUCAAAAC